Molecule: messenger RNA, 594 nt
Organism: Meleagris gallopavo (turkey)
Lineage: Eukaryota; Metazoa; Chordata; Aves; Galliformes; Phasianidae
Source: RefSeq, a predicted model, not a curated record
CUUUGCCAACACUCCAUAAAGAUGUGCUCCCGUGGGUCCUCCUGCCACAGCCAUGAGACCUCCUGCCACGGCUCCCGUUCCUCCUGCCACGACUCAGGGCCUUCCUGCCAUUACACCAUCCAGAGGGUCCCCGUGCCCAAGUUCACCUACAUGACGCCGUGCUGCCCCCCAGUGCAGACCUUCUGCCCCCCAGUGCAGCGUUACUGCCCCCCAGUGCAGCCCUGCUGUCCCCCGGUGAAGACCUACUGCCCACCCAUCCCUUACUGCCCUCAGUACACCAAGAACAUCUGCAAGCUGCCUCCAACGUGCCCCAAGUUCUAACAGCAGGAUCCAGCCAUGCACCUGGCUCUGCAACUCAUGGAUACCUUCCUGCUCAAUGCACUGACCUCAUCCUCAGCGUUCAUUGCUUAUCAGCCACACUGCUUCUCCAUGAGGAAAUGCUUUCAAAGCAGAUGGAGGGCCAUGCAAUAACAGCGUGCACAACUUCUGGUUCAUUAUCUGUUUGAGCUCUUUCCACCAGUGCAACGCACGGUGUUCACUGCCAGUAGUUUCCUUCUUGCUUUGCUGCUCCCAUCUUCAGCCAGAAAAUAAAAA